Molecule: messenger RNA, 666 nt
Organism: Rhodamnia argentea
Lineage: Eukaryota; Viridiplantae; Streptophyta; Magnoliopsida; Myrtales; Myrtaceae
Product: protein NUCLEAR FUSION DEFECTIVE 6, mitochondrial-like
Exons: 3
Coding region: 70-357 (95 amino acids)
Cellular component (GO): mitochondrion
Source: RefSeq, a predicted model, not a curated record
CCCGAAGCAUCAACCCUCUCGAAGAGAUCACAGGGAAAAAGAACCAAAGCCCUCCAAAAACCUUCAGCAAUGGCGUCUUCGAAGGUCGUCUCCAGGUUAUCCUCUCGAUUACGCCCUCUGUCUCUCAAGCUCAACCACUCCCCGCCCUCUCCCCCAGCUCCGCUCCAGUCCUCCGUUUCCCCUUCUUCCAGGCGCUUUUCUCGCGCCUUCUCACGGUUGCCCCUGGAGUUGAGCGGCGGCGUCGAAUCCUUGAUGCCUCUCCACAGCGCUAUCGCCUCGGCGAGGCUCCAGUCGAGCUUGGCAAUGGAGUCCCAGAGUUGGGGAUUAGUGCCUCAAGGAAUUUCAAUGCCUUUAUGACAGUCUAUGAGAGCAGCAACUCUUUGAGGCAGCCAGUUUUUCUUGGUUAGGGACUCAGAUUGCAUGUUGAGGCUUUUUAUUGAGUUUAGUUUAAACAGUUCGAACUAAUGAACCGUGCCGGUAACUUCUACGAAGAUCUGUGUCUCUUCCUCACCAUCAAUCAUCAUGCUCCUUCAAGUCCUAUGCAGAAAUGAUGCAUGAGGAUCUGGUUUGGCUUUGAUAAGGAAUGAGCAUAACUUUAUCCGAACUGCCAAAUCAUUAUUGUAGAAUUUUGUCUUUCUUUUCCUUCCAUUACGGGAAUAUCUGUCA